Messenger RNA from Wasmannia auropunctata (little fire ant), 3572 nucleotides. RefSeq names its product WD repeat-containing protein 34-like. Lineage: Eukaryota; Metazoa; Arthropoda; Insecta; Hymenoptera; Formicidae. Gene Ontology annotation, cellular component: ciliary plasm; cytoplasmic dynein complex. Gene Ontology annotation, biological process: intraciliary transport. The coding region runs from base 169 to 1578 and encodes 469 amino acids. The record is from RefSeq and is a predicted model, not a curated record. The transcript has 9 exons. Gene Ontology annotation, molecular function: dynein light chain binding; dynein heavy chain binding.
UGCAUUUCAUAAAUAUCUCAAUAAUACUCGGUAGCGUCAGUGACAACCGAAUAUCGGAUGCCCGCAAGGAGUACAAUUUCAAAUGCUUUUUUUAAUUGUACAUAAGUCAAAAUACGCAUAAUCAAAAAUAAGAGAGAAAUUACGGAAAGAUUUACUCUGUCGGGAAAAAUGUUUACCACUAAGUCCUUCGACGUUGUGAGUUUUAAUUCGGAAUUGUCUUCUACGAGAUUGGAAACAUCCGCGAACGUUCAAACAACGGAGAUAGUCUACACAGCUGACGACACGCAGACCGCAGAGACGAGAAGCAUUGGGAUCCAGACAGCGAACGGACAGAAACCAGAUGUACAAGUGGAUUACGACAAACUGGCAGAGUUUCUGAAAAGAGUCACGCCAGGGAUCCUGGAAGCCCUCGAUGAAACUUACGCCACUAACGCCUUCGACGACUAUAACCCAAAUGUGACCGAGGCCUCGUCCGCCACUGUAGAAUUAUUGAAGAAAAUAUGCACGUCGAAAGAGACAGACGCUCAGAUUAAAAUAAGUGACUUGUCAUGGAGCACCGUCGGCGGAACGUUAGCAGUAGGCCUCAGUCACACUUACCACGAAGCGUGGUGCGAUCAUCUUUCUACAGUCCAGUUGUACAAUCUCACAACGGAGGAUAAUGUCACGGACGCGCCUACCAGAACGUUAGAGACGAAUGGCUGUGUCACAACGCUGUGUUAUCACCCGAUGGAACCCUCUAUCCUCGCGGCCGGACUGUCUAAUUGGGACGUGUUGGUCUGGAAUCUCAGGAACGACGAUUCCGUCGUGCCUAUGCACGUAUGCACGCACGGCGACUGCGUGACCCAAGUGUGCUGGAGGCCGAGAUCCGUGAACGACGUGACCCUGUUGCUGAGCUCCAGCAGAGACGGUUACAUACUGAUUCACAAAUUGACGACUAACUUUACAACCGUUCAGCUGCACAAACGAUUCAAGAUAGUGAAGGAACGUAAUCCGGUGGAGAGUGCUAGGCCACGCAGCGCCGGAGGUAGCGAGCGCGCGGCGGAGGCAGGACUGUGCAUCACGAGCUUCGACUUUUCACCGAGGCACCCCAGUAUAUUUGUCGUUGGAACGCUAUGCGGCGGAAUCUAUAAAUGCAGCUUGGAUAGCGUGACUCCGAUCGAAGGAGACACCACGCUUGUAGAUCCCGUUAUCGAUGAAUAUGAAAGACACGGAGGUAGCAUUACCUGCAUCAAGUGCUCGCCGUUACGCAAUCUGUUUGUCAGCAGCGCCACGGAUAAGGAAAUCCGUAUAUACAAUCUUGACGAGCAUGUCAGUCAGCAAACCAUUUCCGUGGACAAUACAGUUGUGGGAUUAACAUGGAUGAUUGGCAAUCAAGACGUAUUCGCAACUUACGGGGCGGGCGCGUGUGUGAAGUUCUACAACGUCACGGACGGUAAACCUGUAACGUGUGCGAAAGUUGAGGUGACUGGCAAAGAAAGUAUUAGUAGCUUACGCAUAAAUUCCAAGAGAGAUAUGCUGGCUAUUGGAGAUGUUCGUGCGAAUGUCGAAAUAUGGAAAUUUCCACGUCACUUGUUUUGAACUGUAGUCCUGAUUGACGCAAUUGCUCGUGCCAUUUGCUGAAUGGAUUGACACAUCGCUACGUACGUUUUAUAUAUCGCACAUAUAUACAUGUAACAAUUUCUACUGAAAUAAAUUAUUUGGAACAUUGACCUUCUUCACGUCACAACGUAUAAAAUUUUCCUCUAUAGAUAAGAAAUGAUAAUACAAUUCUUAGUAAUAUGUUUACCUAAGAGUUAUUUUAGGAUCGAAAAUAUCAACAAAUUCAGAGUACUUUUGAAAUAAAAGUUAAGCGUAUUUUACGAAUUACGUGUAAAUAAAAUAAAAAUUUAAAUAUAUAUUGGGUGCACUUUUAGCAAAAAGUGAUUUCAUAUCUCUUAACAUAUGUUUUUUUCUAAGUUAAAACAAGUUUUAUUAGUAAAUAUCAAAUUCAACAAAAAAAUGACAGAAAUUUGCAUUUUAAAACUUCAUUAUGAUUUAUAAAUCAUGAAAACAAUUUUACAUUACCUCUGUAUCUCUGCAAUCACAGCCGCAUUCUGAAAAGGGGAUACAAUUUAACAGGGAAAAUACUUUAUUAUAUUUUAAGUACGUUGAAAAUUUGUCCUGAAAAGGACAGUUUGCACGCCUUGGUGCUCGUUGUAGUAGAUGUUCCUUGCCCUGAAAAGGGCAGUUUUAUUUCUUUGUCCUGAUGAGGACAGUUUGCAUCGUAUGCUUUGCGCAUACGUUUAUUGCUUCAACUGAGAAGACGCACCGACAUCGUGAUCUAUUUGCGGGUCCCGAAAGGGACCCUGAAUGAGAUAAUGGGAAAGGAUUAUACGGGAGAAUCUGAUCUGAAUAGGAUUGUAACGGGACAUAAAGAUAAGGAAAACAAAGGUGAAGGAUUCUUUCGUGAAAUAUCUUGCAAAUCUUGAAGACGGCCAGAGACCGCGUGUUAGGAUUCGUAAAUCGAUUUAAAGCAAUUUUUUUCUUUUUCUUUUGGAAGGAAGGGAAACGAAAUAAGGGAAAUAAUGGGACGUUGAAAAUUUCUUCUACUCCAUCCUGUUGAUUCCUUCUUCCUCGCCUCUUAUGCAAACGGUAAGAUGUUGGAUUCCGUCCACCUCUCGAACACGUGCAGACUCCAAGAAUUCUUCGGUGUCUUCUUCUUAAAGCGGCAGCACCUAUUUACGCGGAACUCGUCAGGCGAGUCCGCAACUUAUCUUCUCCUAUUUCUAUCGUAUCUCCGUCCAUCGGAGAUAUCCUCCUUUGAUCACGCCCAGCAUUUUGUCUCUUCUUCUCGCUCCUACCUCUUUCACUCUUUCUCUAUUCCUUUCUUCGUUCAACAAUGAUAUGAAUAUGUGCGCCUCUCGUAACAAGCGGUUCACAUAGACAUCGAAGCAAAAUACAUGAACUCCGCCCCGCGGUAAGUGGCUGUAUAAUUGCGCUGAGCUGAAAUAUACUCUGGAAGUCACGGGGACGGAAAGUUCCGUUUAAAGCUCCCCGGCUCUCUUCUCCUCUCUUGCGUAAAGACUCCGGCUUGGAGAUUCCCCCGCGGAAACGUGAUCGAGGAACCGAAAACUCCGCCCGAAACUCCCUCUCUGCUCUCCUGGUUUACCAUAUCCCCGAAAUCGAUCGGGCAACAUUAUUGCACGCCAAAUCUUUCGACUCCCUCGGUCUCUCCACUCUUCCACUUCUUCUCUCCUUAGUAAUGUUUUAAGUCUCUCUCUUUUCGCUCUCGUAUGUCUCUUGCCCUCAACAUUCUCUCCUCACCUCUUUCAUACGUUCACGCAUACUCUCUUUCUCUCUCACUGGUUUCAUCUGCACACUUAUAAUUUUUUUUUUUGGCGCCUUUUCAAAAAGACAUUUUCUGGUCCGUUUCUUUUUCUUCUUGGAAAUCCUGAGACCCCGCUUCAGUCAUUCAGACUCAAGAUACCGCUCUGCUAACGAGCGGAGAGCUUUUUUCAUAUAUACUUGCUGCUCCGCUCUUCGCUCCGUAUCUUGAUGCUCACUCGCACCCGAGAAACUAUGCGUUUCCAUAA